This is a messenger RNA of Chiloscyllium plagiosum (whitespotted bambooshark), 2598 nucleotides long. The record is from RefSeq and is a predicted model, not a curated record. Lineage: Eukaryota; Metazoa; Chordata; Chondrichthyes; Orectolobiformes; Hemiscylliidae.
CAGAGGCAAGGGUGAUUGCAAUGUUCUGGAUGUUUUUAUUAACAUUUGCCAUAUCUGAAAUGAUGAAUGGAUGUAGUACCGAAGGAAAUCAGAUUGACAGAUGUCCUCCAGAUGUAACCAGAAAUGUCUAUGCCCUUGAAGGCGAGCAUGUCCGUGUACAUUGUAGAUUGCGUAUCCCAUCAACUCCUCAUACCAUGGACCUUCAAACACAUGGAUCUGGAAUUACUUGGUUUAAGGACCUACAUGAAAAUGGUAGUGUUGAAAUAAUAGGUGGAACAGACAGGCUAACUGUUGAAGGAGUCUUGCUCAGUUUUUGGCCUGCAACUGUGAAUGACAGCGGAAGAUACUUCUGUUCUUUCUUCAAUGGAACACACAAUAUCACGGGUGAAAAUAUGAGUUUGAAUGUUGCAUCAAUUAUUGAAGGUUGUUACACUGAAGAGCUAACUUAUGAACGAGAUGCAGAUAUUGGAACAUCGAUUAAACUGCUUUGUCCAAAAAUGGAAGAUUAUGAGAAUAAUAAAGAAGAUCUGAAGUGGUACAAGGAUUGUCAGGAAUACAUUCACACAGGAUCAUCACUACAGUUUAAUAAACUUAAAAAAGAAAAUGCGGGAUAUUACACUUGUAAACUUACAUUUGAACAUUCUGGAGUACAAUACAAUACUACAAGGACGUUAACACUGACGUUGAAAGAACCUCCUGCCAAACCAAAUUUAAUUUACCCAGUUGAAGAACGUAUUGAAGUGGUUUUAGGUGAAAAUAGAACAAUUAAUUGCACAGCUUUUGCUAACAGCACAAGGAAUCCACUGUUACGGCUAAAUUGGUAUUUUGACAACUCCCCUGUGGCUAGCUGUAAUCGAGCAAAGUCUGUGUGUAAGGAUUCGAGGAGAGAUGUAAUUAUAAGCAACGGAAAGUAUACUAUACGUCCAUUGGUAUUUACUCAAAUUAAAGAGGAGCAUCUGAAUCAAAACUUUAACUGUGUUUUAACAACUUACAACCAGAGGGUUUCUGGAUACAUUAUUCUGCAAGAGAAAGGCAAGAGCAAUGUUCAUGGAGUUGUUAAAUUAUUAACUUCCAUUAUUGUUGUGCUUGUCUUUGUGGCAAUUGUAUGUGUAUACUUCCAUGUACAAAUUGUCCUUUGCUUCAGAGAUCUCACUGGUAGAGAUGAUACUCUCGAAGAUGAUAAGGAAUAUGAUGCAUAUGUGUUACUUCUUAAAAGUAACGAGACUCUCCUUGAUGCUAAGGAAGAGCAACAAUUUGCAUUUGAACUAUUACCUGCAAUUCUAGAAAAACAAUUUGGAUACCGACUGUGUAUAUUUGAACGUAAUGUUCCUCCAGGAGGAAGCUCUGCAGAUAAUAUACUUUCUUAUGUAAACAAAUGCCGAAGAUUGAUUAUAAUUCUCUGUGAAGAAUAUGUGGACAAUGAAUGCAGCUCUACAUAUGAACUAAUGACUGGACUGUAUCAAGUAUUGGUUGAAAGAAAAAUAAAACCAAUACUUAUUGAAUUUAAACCUAUAAGCAACCCUAAGUUACUACCAGAGUCACUUCAACUUGUUCUGAAGUCAAAAAGAAUUGUGAAAUGGAAGGGUAAUAAGUUGGCCUUGAAAAAUUCUUAUUUCUGGAAGAAGGUGCGAUACUUGAUGCCAGCUAAUGGUGGUCAGCGAGCAAAACAUUCACAACGUAAUGUGGCUUUAUAAAAUAAUGACUGAUUCAAAUAAGUUACAGGCUUCCAUGUUGGCCAACAAUCAACCACUGAAGAUAGUAUCAAAUUGAAGAAGCCUUUCACUUAUAAUUCUGGCUAAUGCCUGAGUAAUCUUGGAGUAUUGGCAGGAAGUAUCUGCAAUCUGAUUAUUAUACAUAUAAUUGCAUCUAACUUGACAUUUUCAUUUGUUGUAACUUGUGAAUCUCAAAUGUCAAUCCAAAUACCAACCUCUUCUUUAAACAACAACGAGCACCCAAGCUACAAAUCUUCAUCUUCUUUAAAAUGUUUUGAUUGAAUUCAUUGCAAGAACAGAUGUGUAUCUUGGUUGCAAUCAGGACUAUUGCACAGUUGUACAAAAUCAAACUCCUUUCAAAAUGGCUUAGAUUUUCAAAAUAAAGAAAAUAGUACAGUAUUUUAAUGGUCGCAGGAUUGAUAAAAUGAAGCAAAAUAAAGUUAGGUCCAUGGGUUUAGAAGGUGGUCCUGCGUUGAGAGGCUGAGUGAAGUGGGACUGCAUUCUCUAAGUAGAACAAGAAGUAAACUCAUUGCAACAUUCAAGAUUAUGAAACAAUACUAAGAGAUUGGUUUGGGUAAAGCUAUCUUAUGGUUUAGUUGCAAGCUACUGCAGGGCUAUUAUAGAUAUUUCUAAUCAGUCUGCUCAUGUGUGAAGCAGGUGCUAUUUGAACACAGGCUUUCUAGACACGAGGUUGGGACAUUACCAUUGCACUACUCAACCUGUUCGGAAGUGCAUUGACACACUCUGGAACAGGUGGAAUUUGAAUCCAUACGUCUUGUCUCAGGGGUAAGGAUACUGCUACUGUGCCACAAUAAUCUUUCCUGGGAUUAGAAUCUGUUCAGAGAUGUUAAUGUUCAUCUCUGGAGCAGAUUGGACUUGAACCCAG